AUGGUGGAACUCGAUCCUUCUCCUAUGGUUGUUGUGGCUGCAACAUAUGUUCCUCUUCAUGUGGUAGCUACAACAUCUGUACCUACUCUUAAGAUGGCGAACCAUUUACAUGCACUAGCACUACCUACUCGUCUCUCCAUAACAACUCUAGGAUUAUAUGGGAUCGGCAAGCUAAGUGAAAGUUGGUUCACUUUGCACAAUCAGAUUUUUCACAAACACACGCUCCCUUCUAAACCACCUCUUCCCUUUGACCGCAGCUGUGCCACUCCAUCGGCGAGGUUCCGUUUCCUUGGCGCCGAUUGA
Striga asiatica is the source of this 303-nucleotide messenger RNA. NCBI's taxonomy places the organism in Eukaryota, Viridiplantae, Streptophyta, Magnoliopsida, Lamiales, Orobanchaceae. The record is from the annotation of a GenBank genome assembly.